Molecule: messenger RNA, 1122 nt
Organism: Mollisia scopiformis
Lineage: Eukaryota; Fungi; Ascomycota; Leotiomycetes; Helotiales; Mollisiaceae
Product: NAD(P)-binding protein
Exons: 7
Coding region: 99-893 (264 amino acids)
Molecular function (GO): oxidoreductase activity, acting on the CH-OH group of donors, NAD or NADP as acceptor
Source: RefSeq, a predicted model, not a curated record
GAUGCAUGAAAGUUUUCUCUGCUGCAUUUUAUUUUUUCUUUUGCCUUUGAGUCCCUAUUUCCUAUAACGAGUUCCUAUAUAGAAUUACAGUCUCCACCAUGACUUUGUUUCCCGGCGUCGCCCUCGUGACUGGUGCUGCUUCAGGCAUCGGCCGUGCGACGGCUGUCUCAUUUGCACUUGAAGGCUGUUACCAAGUCGCCAUUUGCGAUCGCAAUCUUGAAGGCCUUGUCGAGACCGAGAAAUAUAUGCGCGAGGUGUCGGCAACCUGCGAUAUCUUAGUACAUCAAGUUGAUAUGCUGCUGGAUGAUCAGAUUGAAGGGAUGGUACAAGCAGCUGUAUCGAAAUGGGGCAGGGUCGACUAUGCUGUCAAUGCUGCAGGCGUCAUUGGCAACAACGACAGAUCCACAGACACAACUUCCCAGCAAUUCGAUCUCAUCAACGGGAUCAAUUAUCGUGGGUGCUGGCUGUCGUCAAGAGCAGAGCUAGCCCAAAUGCUCAAACAAGAACCACUUCCGACUCACGAUGGACGGCCUGGGAGUAAAGGCAGUAUUGUGAAUAUUGCCAGCCAGCUUGGAGUUGUGAGCCGUCCGAAUGCACCGGCAUAUUGUGCUUCAAAAGCAGCUGUGAUUUCGAUGACGAAGAGUGAUGCUAUUGAUUACUCGAAAGACAAUAUCAGAAUCAACUGCGUUUGUCCUGGUGUCAUUGCAACACCAAUGACUCAAGGCGAUCCAGAGUUCAGAGCAGCGUUGGCUCCUGCGAUAGCCAUUGCACCCAUGGAUAGAAUGGGAACAGCGCAGGAGAUAGCAGAUGCGUGUCUAUUUUUGUGUAGUAGUAAAGCGUCUUUUGUUCAGGGGCAUGCUAUGGUCGUGGAUGGAGGGUACGUGAUUAGCUGAACUCUGAUGCGAUCUGGUAAAACUCAAAUCCGCGUGUACCUCAAUUGAACCACGCACUACUUCAUACACAAAAUGGAAAUAGCAACUAUGCUGUGUGAAGACUAGGACGCUAAGACGCGUCAAAGUUUUGACACGAAAUAGAUUGGUCUUUACAUCCACUCAGACCCCCACGCCCAACCCUUCAUGCCAACUCGGCUAUCCUUGACAACCAAAUACGGGCCGAAACGGG